AUGGCUGAGGACAAUCACACAGUUGUGAGGGAGUUCAUUCUUCUGGGCUUCACCGAGUCCCCAAUGUCGAAGAGAAUACUUUUUGUGCUAUUUCUCGGCAUCUACUUCACCACACUAGUGGGCAAUCUGGGGAUGACGGGGUUAGUCAGGGUGGAACCCCAUCUUCACACCCCAAUGUACUUCUUCCUCAGUAACUUAUCUUUUGUGGACGCAUGCUACUCCUCGACCAUAGCCCCCAAGAUGCUGGUUAACUUCUUAGCAGAAAAGCAAACCAUUUCAUUUGGGGGAUGUGCUACCCAGCUGUGCUUCUACAUUGCUUUUGCCACGACGGAUAUCCUGCUCCUGGCUGUCAUGGCUUACGACCGUUACGUCGCCAUCUGCAUACCACUGCUCUACCCAGUGAUGAUGUCGAGGAAGAUGUGCUUCCGACUGGUGGCGGGUUCCUUUUUAGGAGGGAGCCUGAGUUCUCUGAUCCACACCAGCUUCACCUUCCAGCUAUCCUUCUGUCACUCCAACAUCAUUGACCAUUACUUCUGCGAUAUCCCUCCUCUGUUAGCCCUCUCCUGCUCUGACACCCGCAUCAACGAAAUCCUGAUUUUUGCUCUAGGGAGUUUGGAAGCGGCAGUCUCUCUUUCAACCAUCUUCUUCUCUUAUUUGUUCAUACUCCUAACCGUCCUGAGGAUCUGCUCGGCCGAGGGCAGACGUAAAACCUUCUCCACCUGCACCUCCCACCUGACAGCUGUCGUUCUAUUGUAUGGGACGCUGACCUUCAUAUACUUGCGUCCCAGCUCCACCUCUGUGCUGGAUCAGGAGCCGGCGGUGUCUGUCUUCUACACGACGGUGAUCCCUAUGUUGAACCCUCUGAUCUACAGUCUGAGGAACCGGGAGGUAAAAAGUGCCCUGAGAAGAGUCCUGGAGCGAAAACUGGUGUUUUGGUCUAGGUGCCGAUCUGACUCAUCUGUGAUGCCCAGAUGA
Molecule: messenger RNA, 975 nt
Organism: Ornithorhynchus anatinus (platypus)
Lineage: Eukaryota; Metazoa; Chordata; Mammalia; Monotremata; Ornithorhynchidae
Product: olfactory receptor 1052-like
Exons: 1
Coding region: 1-975 (324 amino acids)
Biological process (GO): sensory perception of smell; G protein-coupled receptor signaling pathway
Cellular component (GO): membrane
Molecular function (GO): odorant binding; G protein-coupled receptor activity; olfactory receptor activity
Source: RefSeq, a predicted model, not a curated record